Filobasidium floriforme is the source of this 321-nucleotide messenger RNA. RefSeq lists its product as uncharacterized. The record is from RefSeq and is a predicted model, not a curated record. The coding region runs from base 1 to 321 and encodes 106 amino acids. The transcript has a single exon. NCBI's taxonomy places the organism in Eukaryota, Fungi, Basidiomycota, Tremellomycetes, Filobasidiales, Filobasidiaceae.
AUGCCACCCCUCCUCAAAACAUACUUCAACCCCUCGCACCGCUCCUUCCUCCAAACGCUCUUCACAGCGACCUUCCUAGGAUCCGUAUUGAUCGUCGCCUUCCCCUGCCCAGUCCGUCCGAUCGAGGGUGGGUUUCACAAGGUGGUCAACCAGGAUGGGGACGAGGGCGGGUCUGCUCAAGGCUCGAACUCGAAGUCGAUGAAGCUGGAAAACAAGGACGGGAGAAUAGAGGGUAGGGGGAAGAAGGUGGACGUGGUCGUCAUGCUUAACGAACGAGGGAGGUCGAGAGGAGGUCGAGCGUUGUUCAUGGAGGAGGAUUAA